CUACAAUCGGCCGCCUAUCACAUUCUAUGGUCGUCUACACAAGUUAAAUAAUUAAUUAAUUCCAAUAUUAGAAUUGAAAGUAGCAUAAUAUAAUAGAAUAAGUAAUUCAAAUUUGAUGGGCAAUACGCCAGAACGUCAACAAAAAACAUCAACAAUUGAAUAUAUUGACCAUCACCAACAGAGACGCCAUUUUGGCUAUCGGCCGGCUGAUUUGUAAAGCUUAGGAGAGCCAGCAAAAAUUGCAAAAAAAAAAAGAUACAUAAUUAGUUUUUAAUAAUUUGUGCUUCAACUAUGAAACUUUAACAGCCAAGCCCAUAACAAGUGUGAGUGCAUAUACCGUGGCAUAUAAGUGCGACAGAGUGAAUUAAUGCGUAUAUUAAAAGAAACGCACAGUGUUUUUAGGGCGGAUGCACAAAAUGUUUAUAGAUUUUUGCAAUUGUGUCCGUUGAGAAGAAAUAUGUAAACUAAACGCAGCGCGCCGCAAACAGCAGCAGUGCAUGCACAACCAACAACAGCAACAAGAGAAAGAACAAGAACAAUAUUCUUAUUGGCACUACAAAAAGAAAAGAAAAACAUUCAGGAGCCAACAAGAAACUUAAAAGUUUUUGAACGUCGUCAACGACAGACAAAGUGAGAGACGGACGACGCCGACCAACAGUGCCUAUGUACAUUGGGUUACAAUCAUUGUUCAUUCAUUUGAUAAGUUACCCUAAGCUCCCAACAAUAACAACAACAACAACCAUAACAACUAGAGGAACUGCGGAAACGGGAGUGCAAUCCUUUUAGUCUCUUUGGAACCAGGACUGCCAUAGCCAUAGUCAAUAGUCAAAAGCCAAAGCCGCCCAUCGUAGACUUCUGUAGAAUUACGAUCACACACACACACACACCGGACUACCACAAACGACGACGGCGUUAAGCAUUUGUGACGCGCGUGCAGCCAAAAGGCGCCACAAUGACAUUCGAUACACGCCGGCAGGGCACAGGAACGGGAACAGGAACUGGCCAAGCCACAACAACAAAUACCAAUACCAACACCAACAACAGCAGCAGCACCACUGGAAUAACGAGCACAGCUCAAGGCGCUGGAACUGGCAGUGGCAGUGGUAGUGGCACUGGCAGUGGAACUGGCUCUGUGACAGUCACCAGCACGGGCACAACAGGCGUCACAACAUCAAACAUGUCGAGUAGUGGUGGUGAUUCCAACAAUAGCAACACCAACAAUAGUCAGGAGCACCUGCAGGCUGCCCAAGUCACGGAUGCGCCAACAGCAGCCACUGGUUGUAAUCUGGAGAGCAAUGCAACAGCAGUGUCGCCGGAAAAGCUGAUAGCGUCAUUUCCAACUGCUAAGCUGCGCUCUCUCACACAAAAGAUAUCCAAUCCACGUUGGGUGGUGCCCGUGUUGCCCGAGCAGGAGCUGGAGGUGCUGCUAAAUGCAGCCAUCGAACUGGCUCAGGCUGGUGUUGAUCAUGAUUGUGAGCCGUGUGUGGAGUUUUAUCGCAAUGGGCUGACAACAUCCUUUGCUAAAAUCCUUACCGAUGAGGCAGUCAACUCGUGGAAGUACAACAUCCAUCACUGCAUUCUGGUGUCGUGUGGCAAGUUGUUGAACUUAAUUGCAAUACACAUGCAGCGGGAUAAUCCUUAUUUACUUGAUCUGCUGGCCAUUGUAUUCGAUCCGGACAAUAAGUUCAACACGUUCAAUGCGGCACGACAGCCGGAAUGCUUUGCGACACUCGAGUGCAUUUGGGGUGUGUUGGAUAGUAACAAGAUGUUUGCAAAACCACCGCCGGAGCCAAAGAAUCCACGCGGUUGGCUUGUCGAUCUCAUAAAUCGCUUUGGGCAACUGGGCGGAUUUGAUAAUCUGCUCGAGCGUUUCAAUAGCGGCCUGGAGUUGUUGAAGCGCAAUCAAAACACAAAGAAGGAAACUCUGGGUGGCGGUUCCAGUUCAACAAUAGUCAAGAGCAUCGCAUCCAAUGAGAGUGGAGGAGUGGAAGGUUCAGGACAGGACAAUCGCCUAACGUUGGCUCUCAUUCACAGCCUGUUGCGGCCUUUUGGCCAAUGCUAUGAGCUGCUAACGCCUGCUACAAUUGCCAAGUACUUUAUGCCCACUUGGAAUGUUGUGUUGGAUUUGCUUGAUAGCUUCACUGAUGAGGAGUUGAAGCGUGAGGUGAAACCCGAAGGACGCAAUGACUAUAUAAAUGGCAUUGUGAAGUCGGCGCGUUUUCUGGCCAGCCGUCUAACUGGCCAGGAGGAACUGAUACGCGAUCUUGAAAUGUUUCGCCUUAAAAUGAUAUUGCGUCUGCUGCAGGUGUCCAGUUUUAAUGGCAAGAUGAAUGCCCUUAACGAGAUUAACAAGGUGCUUACCUCAGUGGCAUAUUAUUCGCAUCGCUCUCAGCCGCUUCCACAAUGCAUGCCUGAUGAUGAAAUGGAUUGGCUAACAGCGGAGCGCAUGGCCCAGUGGAUUAAGUCAUCCGACGUGCUUGGUAUUGUGCUCAAAGACUCACUGCAUCAGCCACAGUAUGUGGAAAAACUGGAGAAGAUCAUACGCUUUCUUAUUAAGGAACAGGCCCUGACGCUCGACGAUCUGGACGCCGUGUGGCGCGCUCAAGCGGGCAAACACGAAGCUAUUGUUAAAAACAUGCACGAUCUGUUGGCCAAGCUGGCUUGGGACUUUACACCCGAACAGCUCGAUCAUCUAUUUGAAGCGUUUCAGGCCAGCAUGACAACCGCCAAUAAGCGUCAGCGGGAACGUCUGCUGGAGCUAAUAAGGCGUCUGGCCGAAGACGAUAAAAAUGGUGUAAUGGCACAAAAGGUGCUGAAGCUAUUCUGGGCACUGGCACACAGUCAGGAGGUGCCGCCCGAGGUGCUUGAUCAGGCGCUGGGAGCGCACGUCAAGAUACUCGAUUACAGCUGCUCGCAGGAGCGCGAUGCCCAAAAGACCAUUUGGCUGGAUAAGUGUGUGGGUGAACUAAAGGCUGGCGAUUCGUGGGUGUUGCCCGCGUUGCGUCUCAUUCGGGAUAUCUGUUGUUUGUACGACACGACGCCCAAUCACGCUCCACGCACACAAACGAGCAUCAAUCGGCAGCAGGUGAUUGAGCGCCUGCAGAAUGAUUACUCGCUGGUUAUACUGGUGACAAAUAGUCUGACUGCAUAUAUGGAAAAGGUGCGCACCUUGGUGAAUGAGACGCCCAGUUUGGAUGCGGCGACAAUUUUGAUAGAUGGUCGGUUCCCACAUCAUGCACAGAUUGCCGAGCGUUUGGAGUUUCUUAAGUUCUUGCUGAAAGACGGUCAGCUUUGGCUUUGCGCCGAUCAGGCCAAGCAAAUUUGGCAUUGUCUGGCUGUGAACGCCGUUUUUGCUGCUGAUCGCGAGGAAUGUUUCCGCUGGUUCGGUAAACUGAUGGGCGAAGAACCAGAUCUCGAUCCGGGCAUUAAUAAGGACUUUUUUGAGAACAACAUACUGCAACUGGAUCCACUUCUGCUGACCGAGAGUGGCAUUAAAUGUUUUGAGCGCUUCUUCAAAGCUGUCAAUUCCAAGGAAGAUAAACUGAAGGCCAUCCAUCGCGGCUACAUACUCGACAAUGAGGAUCUCAUUGGCAAGGAUUAUCUGUGGCGUGUGAUUACAACUGGAGGCGAGGAGAUUGCCAACAAGGCCAUCGAUCUGCUGAAGGAGGUAUCAACAGCGUUGGGUCCACGACUGCAGGAGCACAUCACAGAGUUCCAUGAGAUGUUCAUUGGCGAGUGUUGUUCCCGUCUGCGCACUCACUACAGUAAUAUUCUGAUACUGGGCAAAACAACGCUGGAAGAUGCCGAUAAUCAGGAUACAACCAACGAUGACUCAAAGGAUACAAAGAUGCGCUUCAUCGAAGCGGAGAAGAUGUGUCGCAUCAUAAAGGUGCUGCAGGAGUAUAUUAAGGAGUGCGAUCGUUCCUUUAGCGGUGAUCGCAUCCAUUUGCCACUCAGCCGCGUCACACGUGGCAAGAACACUAGUCUCUAUAUCCGGUUCCAAACACCUGGACGUUCCUCGAUUGAUGACAUUGAAAUUGUGACGCACAGCAAUGAGACAAUGGCUGCCUUUAAGCGUAACUUGUUGAAGCGCAUCAAGGGAAACUCCACGUCCACCAACAACAUUAAGGUGGAUCUGUUUUAUACGAAUGGUGAACUGAUUGAGGUCUCGGAUGAAAUCAAUCCGCUUUAUCAGUACACCAUACGUGACAAAAUGAUAUUGACGGCCAAGCUGACACAGGUUGGCAUUGGCCUAGCCAGCAGUCCCGAUUCCUCCAGCGACUCCAGCACCGGUUCGCCACCUAGACCCUGUCCAGAUAUGCAACGCGUCGAAUCGGAGAGCACGCUGCCGGGCGUGAUCAUCUCACAGAACUAUCAGUACACCGAGUUCUUUCUGAAGCUGCAUCAAUUGGGCAGCGAUUUGGAGCACGGACGUCUGCGUGACAGUGCUAAGGUGUUGCUCCAUCUGCUGCCCUGUGAUCGACACACCAUGCGGAUGCUGCAGCUCAUGUGUCGCGUCCCAAAGUCGCCCGCCGGUGAUGGACCCAAGGAGGAGGACGCGUUAACUAGCAGUGGUCAAAGUGCAAGCGAUGCUCUAAAUGCCGAUGACUGCACACCGGAACAGAUGUUUCUGCAUCCGGCACCUGCUCAGGUGCUCUACAAUCUGAGCGUGCUACAUGGACUGCUGAUUCCCGCACUCGAUCCGUUGGGCGAGUCGGCAUUGCAGGUGCAAUCGGCCUGGAUGCAUUCUGGCUGUGCGCAUUUCGUGCUCGAACUGUUGACCAAGAACAACUUCUUACCCAGUGCUGAUAUGCACACGAAACGCGCCUCCUUCCAAUGUGUGUUGCGUCUGGCCAAGCUCUUUCUCUACAUUGUGGGCAGCGUGUUGUCCCGCGUGGGAGAUGAGCCAAUGAUCUGUGACUACGACAACGGAGCACGCUCUCAGGUGGACAUACUUAAGCAGAACUUCUCGACAACGCCCAACAAUGCACAGGGAACAUUGCGUGCCAUUUCGGCCAAGUUGGCCGAGAUCUUGGCUACCGAGAUGCUCUCAGCAAGCCACGAUGGCGAACGUUGUCGUGCUUUGUUUAGCUCCACAUUGCAAUGGUCUUGUCCAGAUAUUAGCACCAUUAAAGCCGUGGUGCACUUAGCCUGGGCCUCCUCGUGUGGCAAUCUGCAAGCGCUGGGAAGCACUAAUGAUUUUGAGGAUGAUGCCAUUAUACCCGAUGGUCAGGACUUUAGCGUUUGCAAGGAGGCUCUAGAGGUGUUAACGAUCUCGUUUAUACUCAACCCCAGCGCUAACGAGGCGCUGAGUAACGAUGCCAAUUGGCCCAAAUUUAUUACCUCCAUUGUAUUGAAGAAUCCGCUUCGUCAUGUGCGCCAAGUGGCAUCCGAGCAACUGUUCCUGGCCUCCACCUAUUGUGCCGGCGAUCGUCGUCCGUUCGUCUAUAUGGUCAAUCUGCUUGUGAGUGCACUGAAAACUCUGGUGCCACAAUACGAGGCAACCUGUGCGGAAUUCUUUUCGGUUUUGUGCCGUACACUCUCGUACGGUUGCAUCUACAACUGGCCACUACAGAUUGGCGAGGGUCUUCUCGGCGAUGAGAUUAAAUGGCUGCGCAAGAUACGGGAGAACGUCAAGGUCUCUGGAGAUACGCAGGUGCAUGAGGAACUGUUGGAAGGACAUCUCUGUCUGGCCAAGGAGCUGAUGUUCUUCCUCAUGGCCGACUCGAAGGCACAGCUCAACGAGCUAAUACACGAGCUCAUCGACGACUUUCUGUUUACGGCAUCACGAGAGUAUCUGCAUUUACGCAAGCACGGCAGUUUGCGCAUGGACACGGUGGCCCCACCAGUGUGCCGUAGUCCGCACACAAUUGCUGCUGCUUGUGAUCUCCUCAUUGCUUUGUGCCAGCACUGUGUUCCUAAUAUGAAGCUACUCACCAAUACACUCAUCGAUUUCGUCUGCACGGAUACGGAUCCGUUGCGCGAAUGGGAUUAUCUGCCGCCAGUGGGCGCCAGGCCAACCAAAGGUUUCUGUGGAUUGAAAAAUGCUGGCGCUACCUGUUACAUGAACUCCGUGCUGCAACAGCUUUACAUGGUGCCAGCUGUGCGUGUGGGCAUCCUUAAAGCGCAUGGCGCCGCCACCAACGACAAUGAGGACUUUAGUGGCGAUUCGGAUCUCGUCGGUGGCAGUCUUGGGCCAUCGUUCUUUGCCGGACCCUCAACCAUGCCCACACUCUCGUCAACAUCAUCUUCAGCGUCGGCUUCCAAUGAUGAUGGUGCAGAUGUGCGCAAGAACUAUCACGUCAUCAUCUUGAAGCAUGUGCAGGCCAUAUUUGCUCAUCUGGGCCACAGUGCGCUGCAGUUUUAUGUGCCACGAGGACUCUGGACGCACUUUAAAUUGCAAGGUGAGCCUGUGAAUCUGCGUGAACAACAGGAUGCCGUUGAGUUCUUUAUGUCGCUGUUCGAGAGUCUCGAUGAGGGACUGAAGGCACUCGGCUACACUCAGCUGAUGAAUGCAACGUUGGGCGGCUCUUUUAGCGAUCAAAAGAUUUGCCAGGAGUGCCCACAUCGCUAUUCCAAAGAGGAACCAUUUAGCGUAUUUAGUGUUGAUAUUAGGAAUCAUAGCUCAUUAACCGAAUCUCUGGAGCAGUAUGUCAAAGGGGAGCUGCUCGAGGGAGCUGAUGCAUACCAUUGUGAUAAAUGUGAUAAAAAAGUAGUUACCAUUAAGCGGCUAUGUGUCAAGAAGCUGCCGCCCGUGUUAGCCAUACAAUUGAAGCGCUUUGAAUACGACUACGAGCGCGUUUGUGCGAUUAAGUUUAAUGAUUAUUUUGAAUUUCCUCGUAUCCUGGAUAUGGAGCCCUACACAGUUUCUGGCCUAGCUAAGCUAGAGGGUGAAGUUGUUGAAGUGGGUGAUAAUUGUCAAACAAGUGUUGAAACAACAAAAUAUGAGCUGACCGGCAUUGUGGUCCACAGCGGGCAGGCAUCCGGUGGCCACUACUUCAGCUACAUAGUAUCCAAAAAUCCAACGAAUGGCAAAUGCCAAUGGUAUAAGUUUGAUGAUGGCGAAGUAACUGAAUGUAAAAUGCAUGAAGAUGAGGAAAUGAAGGCUCAGUGCUUUGGCGGCGACUAUAUGGGCGAGAUCUAUGACAACAAUCUAAAGCGUAUGCAAUAUCGGCGUCAAAAGCGUUGGUGGAAUGCAUACAUGUUGUUCUAUACGCGCUGUGAUCAAAACCCAACACAAUUUGAUGCUAGCGUCGAGCAAUUGUCGCUGACUGAAAGCCGAAAUGUAGUGCUGCCCUUACCAAAGCCAAUUGAACGCAGUGUUAGACAUCAAAAUAUACGCUUUCUGCACUCGCGUAGCAUUUUCUCAGUCGAGUUCUUCAAUUUCAUUAAGAAGCUGGUCAGCUGCAGCAUUCCAUCGACGCGCAGCGAUAAAAUUACACCUGCCGCGGAAGAGCUUUCCCUGCUGGGUGUUCAGUUAGCCUCGCAGUUUCUGUUCCACACUGGAUUCCGCACAAAGAAAACUUUGCGAGGUCCUGUCAUCGAAUGGUAUGACACGCUUUCACAUCACAUACGUUCCUCCUCGCUGGUGCGCAAGUGGUUUGCGAACCAUGCGCUGCUCUCGCCUCCAUCGCGCCUGGGCGAGUAUAUAUUGAUGGCGCCCUCGCCAGAGGUGCGUGCUGUGUUUGUAAAGCUGGUUGUGUUCUUUUGCCACUUUGCAAUCAAUGAUGAACCGCUUGUCGGCUAUGAAGGCAGCAAUCUAUGCGAGCAGGUACUCAUCAGUGUGCUGCGCCUGCUCAAAUCAGAGGCUGCUGACUAUGGAAAGCAUUUACCGCACUACUUUAGCCUAUUCAGCAUGUACGUAGGUCUAGGCACACGCGAAAAGCAACAGCUACUUAAGUUGAAUGUGCCAGUGCAAUUUAUGCAGGUGGCCAUGGAUGAUGGACCGGGACCGUCGAUUAAAUAUCAGUAUCCUGAGUUUAGUAAACUGCAUCAAGUGGUGUCUCAUCUGGUGCGCUGCAGCGAUGUGAGCGACAAGUGCCAGAGUUCCAAUCAGAAUGCACGACCAAUGCCCAAUCCACACAAGGAUCCGAGCAUUUCCCAGGAGGAAUUAACCCCACUGUCUAGCGAGUGCAUGGACAUUCUUUUCAAUCGCACCGGUUAUAUUAAAAAGGUGAUCGAGGACACGAACGUGGGCGAUGAGGGAUUAAAACUUCUGCAAUAUUGCAGCUGGGAGAAUCCGCACUUCUCGCGUGCGGUGCUGACUGAAUUGCUGUGGCAAUGUGGCUUCGCUUACUGCCAUGACAUGCGACAUCAUACAGACCUGCUAUUGAACAUCCUGUUGCUUGAAGAUUCUUGGCAACAUCAUCGCAUACACAAUGCACUCAAUGGUGUUGCGGAGGAGCGUGAGGGAUUAUUGGAUACGAUACAGCGGGCCAAGACGCAUUAUCAGAAGCGCGCUUAUCAGAUAAUCAAAUGUCUGACGCAUCUGUUCCACAAGUCACCGAUUGCGCUGCAAAUGCUUAAUACCAAUCCAACCAUCAGUCGUCACUGGAGCAUUGCUGUUGAGUGGCUGCAGGAUGAGCUGGAACGGCAACGUGGCAUUGGCUGCCAGUAUAACUCGUACUCAUGGUCCCCGCCGGCACAGAGCAAUGACAACACCAAUGGUUAUAUGCUAGAGCGUUCGCAAUCGGCUAAGAACACUUGGUCCAUGGCUUAUGAACUGUGCCCGGAGGAGGUGAGCGAGAAAGCAACGACGGAUCAGGAGGAAAACAACGAAUCCGACUUGGAAUCCAAUGAUGACAACAAACAGGAGCAACAGCAGCAAAAACAAGCACAGCAGCCACCAGGCACAGAUGCCAUUGAGCAACCGCAGCAGGAUCAGCAGCCGGAUAACAAGACGGUCAACUAUUCUGGAUUAACUACGAUCCCAACAAUUGGCGGCUGGCCAAGCCCAGCUGCGGCUCCGACUCCAAGCUCGACUCCGGUUCAGGCUCUGACUUCGGCCUCAACGGACGGCAAUGGCAUACCACGUUUGUCGCGUCAGCUGUUUAGCGCCUACACGUCCACGGGUGGUGUAAUCCCGACGGGAAAUGUUGCUCCGCCAAGCGGUAGCGGUAGUGGCGGCGGUGGCAGCGGCAGCGGUGCCAACAGCGAGACAGAGAGCAGCGCUCAGGAGACAGGAAACGCUGAGACCAACAUAAAUGGUCUUACCAAUAGCUUGGAUCACAUGAAAGUUUCAAUGGAAAAGCAGUCAGAGAACAGGAAAGAGCGAAGAAGGCCAAUGAAAAAUAAGAGUGUGUUUGAAAAAAAAGUUAGCGCAGCGAAAACCGCGGAAGUGGCAACAAUAACAGAGGCAACAACUACAACAACUUCCACAAUAGCAGUAACAGCGUCUAGCGCAACAACAACAACAGCUGCAGAAACAACAGCCACAACUGUAACAACAACAACAGAGACAACAUCUGAAAUAAUAACGACAGCAGCAACAACCACAAUAACAACACCGGUAACCAAUGCAACAACCACAACAACACCAGCUGCAACAACAUCGGGAGCGGCUGAACUCAACUCAAUAAUUGAGAAAAACGUUAUUUAAAAUUCAUAGAAACAAACAAAAAGUUUUUUUUUAAUAAAAAAAAUACUAAUCGCAACAAUAACAACAACAUGAACAAAUAACUUAUGAGCAUUCAUCUCGUGACGCUCGGAAAUGUUUCGGCUGGGUUUUAAUGGGGGCAAAAGCGUUGUAAAGAAAAACAAAACAUAAAAACAAACCGAGACUUAAAUGCUAGUAGUUAUUAACAAUCGAAAUAAACAAAAAAAAAAAGGUACACAAAGAAUAAAUACGAAAUAAAAAGAAACGAUAUGUAGACGAGGUCAUACAGAAGAAAGAAAUAGAAAACAAACUAGAAAGAUAAAGGAAGGGUAUGUACCACAGAUAAAGGUGUUUAAAUAGUUAUUGUACUUUAUACCUUAUUACCUAAACAAAUUACAUACACACAAACUCACUCAAACAUACACACACAAAUACUAUGAUGGUUUAAGUUGCAUGUUAAAUGUACGAUGUAAUUGUAUUUAUAUAGUAUAUAUAAAUAAGAUGUAAUACGCAUUGGAAGCGAGCAAUCGAAACAUUAACUGAAUCAAAUGAAAUCAACAACAACACUAACACAAUACUACAUACAUACACCCAAAUAUAAAUAAAAGAAACAUACUUAGGAAACAAUAUAUAUAUAUAUAUAUAUAUAUAUAUAUUUGGCUGUCUGACACAGCUGAACAAUUUCUGAUUAAGGCAAGCAAAACCAAAUUACAUCUUCAGUACUCAUCAUGCCACAAGUGUCGACCUCGCCCCUGUGAAGCGUUUCCUAUAACUAAUUUUUCAACUGCGAAUCAACUGAAAUUAAUUAAUUGAAUGAUAAAUCAAAAAA
Molecule: messenger RNA, 10424 nt
Organism: Drosophila innubila
Lineage: Eukaryota; Metazoa; Arthropoda; Insecta; Diptera; Drosophilidae
Gene: faf
Product: probable ubiquitin carboxyl-terminal hydrolase FAF
Exons: 19
Coding region: 953-9598 (2881 amino acids)
Biological process (GO): protein deubiquitination; cell migration
Cellular component (GO): nucleus; cytosol
Molecular function (GO): cysteine-type deubiquitinase activity; cysteine-type endopeptidase activity
Source: RefSeq, a predicted model, not a curated record